Messenger RNA from Solea solea (common sole), 3127 nucleotides. RefSeq names its product carbonic anhydrase XIV (gene ca14). The coding region runs from base 277 to 1461 and encodes 394 amino acids. The record is from RefSeq and is a predicted model, not a curated record. Lineage: Eukaryota; Metazoa; Chordata; Actinopteri; Pleuronectiformes; Soleidae. Gene Ontology annotation, molecular function: zinc ion binding; carbonate dehydratase activity. The transcript has 13 exons. Gene Ontology annotation, cellular component: plasma membrane.
GUCUGUUUGCAGUCUCGUCUCCUCUCUGAUCUCGUCUCUCUCUUUUCCUUUCACACCUUCUUUUUUUCCUCUUCCUCUGUCUCAUGCUCUGGAGCACGUUACAUCCACACUGUGGCUGUUGACCAGAGCAGAGGCAGGUGGGAACGCGGGACAUACUUCAGCCCCCACCUUCUGUCUCUCUCUCUCUCUCGCUCCCACCUUCUCUCUCUCUCUCUCUCUCUCCCCAUUUCUCUGUCCUCUUUUAUUCAUUCCUGUGCAUGGGCAAGGGGGACUAAGAUGGACUCUUUGGGUCUUUUCAUCCUUCUGCUGCUUCUGUGUUUCCAGGGGACAGCUGCUUCUGAUGCCAACAAAAGUCCCUGGACCUACACUGGCUCGGUGGGUCAGUCGCAGUGGUCCGAGUAUUUCCCAGACUGUGGUGGAACAUCUCAAUCCCCUAUUGAUGUGGUAACCACCCAGACUAAAUAUGACCCCACUCUGAGUCCUCUGACCCCACUGGGUUACAAUCAACACGGCAGCAAACCCUUCACUCUGCACAAUACCGGACACACAGUGGUGAUCGAGCUGCCAGAGUGGAUGGGACUGGGGGGGCUGCCCUGGCUCUUUACAGCUGUACAAAUGCACCUCCACUGGGGCAACGGCGGCCCGGACCACGGCAGCAGUGAACACACCAUCAACGGUCUGAGUGCAGAUGCAGAGCUUCAUGUGGUUCACUACAACUCUGAACUCUACCCCAACAUUUCUGCAGCGAUGAGACAAAGAAACGGCCUGGCUGUUUUAGGAAUUCUCAUUGUGACAGGUGAGGAGACGAACCUGGCAUUCAACAACAUCCUCAGCUACCUGAGCCGCAUCAGAAACGCAGACCAGAAAGCAUUUAUCCCAGCGUUUGACGUCCAAUCCCUGCUCCCGAAGGAUCUGGGAAGCUACUACCGCUACAACGGUUCCCUUACGACGCCACCAUGUUAUCAGGGCGUGAUCUGGACGCUGUUUCACGAGAUGGUUCAAAUCUCAAAAGCACAGCUGCUGAAGUUAGAGACGAUACUUUACGCCAGCAGAGCUGAAGACCACGAGAAGAUGCUGCUGCAGGACAACUACCGUGCGACACAGCCACUCAACCACAGGGUCAUCUUCACUUCCUUCUCUGGAGAAUCUAGGAAGGAGCUCACUUCUGGCGAAGUCACUGCCAUCGUGAUAGGAGUGAUGUGUGGCUGUGUAGGUCUGGCGGUCAUCGUUCGCUUCAUUGUGAAGACAAUACGAUUUUUUACUCUCCUUCACCAUGAAAGAGUUGCGGUAAACAGCUCUACCUCUAGCUGGGACAUCCUGCCCAGUAACCGGCCUGCUCCCACACCAAGAACAAAGGAGCCAGAAACAGCAAAAGAGAAACAACAAGACGUGGUACUGAACUCAACCACUGAAGGACAAAAGACAGAAGAGUCCUCAUCAUUUCUUCAGACUGAGCCUUAGCUGACUGUUCUGAGUUCACUUCAGGCCCCGUUCAGGUGCUCAGUGACAAAUGUUCUCCUCUUUGAUGCCAUCAUCAUUGGUCUAGGGGACAGAAAACAAACAUGUGCACACCCGGCACUUGUAAAUAUGCAGUGGGAAUUUUUUUAAUUUUAAUUUUUUUAAAAAGGAUGAACAUGAACUGAACACAGGACAAAUCACCUGCUGCCCUGGUGACUUAUAUGAUCUCUGUUAUUUUCUCCCCCAUCUGAAUCCAGAGAUGUUGACAGUCUUAUCAGUAUCUGACAUUUCCUGUUUGCAUGUGAAGCACUGUGUGUAAAUAUGUCAGUUUGCUGACUCUGAGUUGCAUGAUUUGGUCAAUGUAAAUAAUAUACAUGUAUGCAGUAGAGUGGGUUUUUUUUCACGUUUGGCCAUACUUUCAUCAUGUUCAUCCUGCCUUGAAACAUGAGCACACUGGGUUUUUUUUUUUUAAAUGUAAAAGACUUGUUUGUUGUUUUAUUAAUAAUCAAUGUAAUAUCAUGUUAUUUCGCCUUGAGAGUUGAUAAUUAACACAAAGUGGACAAUGUGACAUUAAAACAUGAGAUUUAAAGGUGAUAAAUGCAAGAAAUUCAUCUUAUUGACAUGCAGUGGCAACAAUGUGGCAUCAGAGCUUAAGGAAACAUGAAAUACUGGCAUCACUGACAACAAUGGUGCAGCAGUAUAUUAAAUAAAUUUUUGAAUAAAUUUGCAGACAGCAAAAAGACUGGGGUCCACAGCCCAGUCAGGACAAGGGCCUUUCUACAUGGAGUUUGCAUGUUCUCCACGUGUGUGUGUGGGUUUCCUCUUGGUUCUCUGGUUUCCUCUCACAGUCAAAGAACAUGCAAUAUGGGACGCUACCUGCAACCUCUCAGCAAGACAAACCGUUUACAGGAUAAUUUGUUCCCGCAGCUAUUAAACUAGUUGAGUAGUUGGGCAGAAUUUUAAGUAUUGUGUUUUUCUGGGUUUUACUGACAACAUUUACUUAUUUAUUUUUGACAUUAUUGUUUUUAAUAUUGGGCCACACAGUCGGUGUAGCGGUUAGCCUCUAGCCUCGUACAGGGUGCACCCCAUCUUUCGCCCUAUGUCAGCUGGGAUUCGCACAAGUUCUACCUGUAGUCCUGGUGCAGGUGGGUGAAACAAUGAAUUAAUAAUGUGAACAGAAUAGAGACAGCUAAAGUCUUGCAAACAUUAUCAUGGCCUUAUCCCACCCCACCUAGACACAAUAAUGAGUUAGUUCAGAAAUGUGUAAAUGCUUGCUGUGACAAUAGUGUUUUGUCUGGCAUGAAAAGUUUUAUUCAGUUUGCACAUGUAGUUUGGUCUAUUAGAAGGGUAUUCCACCCAUUUAUGACACAAAAAACUCUUCUUUUGAGCAGCUGUUCUCUAAAACCUCUCUGCGUUCAUGAAAAAGAAGAAAGAGACAGAGAGAGCGAUGGGCAGCUCAGUGGCUUUGUCCAACAUCACUGUUUAUUGCAUGUCAUGCAGAAAAAGGAAGAUGUGACUAAGUAUUUUGCUAUGGUGACGCGGAUUAACCCACAAUUUCUCAGCGCUCUCUCCUAUUCUCUGAGCCACUGUUAUACCUAAUAAAAAAAAACCUUUACAAAUGCAUAGAUAAAGUACUGCCCCCCCCCCAACAACACUCUUGUGGAGAAUA